AUGCAACGUCUUCUUUUCUCCGUGGUUCUUUCCGUCUUCUUUGCAUCAGUCAUCGCCUCCCCCCAGUAUGAAAGUGGAGGGGAUGGGGGAGGAGACUCUGGAGAUCCAACUUCCUUUUCGAGCGAUUCGCAAUCCGGAUCAGGUUCGAGCUCGGGAGGAACAGACAGCUCAUCAAUUCCUACCAGCGGAAACCAAGUCUUAAUCGCCCACGCGGUCCUAGCAACAGUAGCAUGGGCCUUCUUCUUCCCCAUGGGCGCCAUCAUGCUGCGUCUCAACAUCAAAUCCCCGAUCAUGCUCAAGCUCCAUAUCUAUUUCCAGAUGUUCGCAUACCUGAUCUACGUCGCUGCCGCCGGCAUGGGCAUCUGGCUCACCAUCUACAUCUCGAGAUAUUACGACUCCUGGGCCGACCCGCAUCCCAUGAUUGGCCUGGUUCUUCUCAUCGUCGCCACCAUCCAACCCCUCAGCGGCUGGAUCCACCAUCGCAUAUACCAUAAACGCGCAGUAACCCUGGCCACGACCAACCGUGGACCACGACCUGGACGCACCAUGUGGGGCCGCGCCCACCUCUGGCUGGGGAGGGGUCUCAUCACUCUUGGAAUCGUGAACGGUGGCCUGGGCAUAAAGAUGCUGGAGGACAGUCCCUUCCAAGCCAGGAGCGUCACCCGUAAUGCCGCGAUCGGAUAUGGCGUCGGCGCCGGAGUGAUGUGGUGCAUCUACGUCUUCAUCACCGUCGUCUGGGAAUGGACAAGGCCGGCACGGAAGAGGCAGCAGUUGAAUGACAACUCCGAGUCCAGAAGGAGCGCCAAGUCGCAGUCGUCGAGUGAAGGCUCGUUGACGAACGAACCCAAAUCCCCUGCUCGAGGUUGA
Messenger RNA from Endocarpon pusillum Z07020, 867 nucleotides. RefSeq lists its product as uncharacterized. The transcript has a single exon. The record is from RefSeq and is a predicted model, not a curated record. Lineage: Eukaryota; Fungi; Ascomycota; Eurotiomycetes; Verrucariales; Verrucariaceae. Bases 1 to 867 code for a protein of 288 amino acids.